Messenger RNA from Verruconis gallopava, 1134 nucleotides. RefSeq lists its product as uncharacterized. Gene Ontology annotation, cellular component: cytoplasm. The transcript has a single exon. Lineage: Eukaryota; Fungi; Ascomycota; Dothideomycetes; Venturiales; Sympoventuriaceae. Bases 1 to 1134 code for a protein of 377 amino acids. The record is from RefSeq and is a predicted model, not a curated record. Gene Ontology annotation, biological process: tRNA methylation; wybutosine biosynthetic process. Gene Ontology annotation, molecular function: S-adenosylmethionine-dependent methyltransferase activity; tRNA methyltransferase activity.
AUGGCCUCCAACCCUUUUCACCUCGCCCUUCGGACUAGCUUGGGGAUCCUUCCCUCCGAUCUCCUAGUCGCGAUCCAGGUUACCAUCGACGACUUGGUCGAGUCAACGCCAAAAUCGUUCUCGAUCUACUGUCCGCUUCUCCUGCUGCCGAGCCACGCCUUUGCAUCCGACAAAUGGAUGCGGCUCUUUGAGAAGUUGGGAGGUGAGGGGAGAGACGGCCUGAUGGAGAGGCUUGCUGCGAACAUGAACGUGACACACAUAGCGCUGAACGCACCCAUAGCGCCGGUGCUGAAAGCGACGGAUCGCGAGGCCGCGAAUGUGCAGCGCAGACCCAACAUCGCGCCGCUGUUCGGUGACUUCGGUCCGUUCGUCGCAGAGGCGCCCACCACGCAGGAUCUGAGCUGCGCAUUAUGGGUUUCCACUCGCCAGAACGGCAUCACGCAGACGUGGGCCCCGCUGUACACCAUGUUCUCGCGAGGUAAUAUCACCGAGAAAGCCCGCCUGCUCGGCUUGCCGGCUGUGAAAGUCAGCGUCGAGGCACCUCAAGGGUGCACGGCCGUGGACAUGUACGCCGGGAUAGGGUACUUUGUUUUCUCGUACGUGAAAGCCGGCUGCGAGAAAGUCUUGGGGUUUGAGCUUAACGCCUGGAGUGUGGAAGGAUUGAGGCGAGGUGCCGGGGUGAAUAAAUGGUCGUGCAGGGUAGUCAGAGCGGACGAACUUGGUGCAGACCUUGACCUUGACUUUGCGGAUCGCGUCACCGUUUUCGAGAUGAGCAACGAGAUUGCCGCGAGCGUCGUUGCUCGGAACAGAGGCAAAUUGCCGCCCGUAAGACACGUAAAUCUUGGGCUGUUGCCCACGUCGAGAGGUGCAUAUGCCGGUGCGGUGCAGUGCCUCGAUCCUGAACUUGGAGGGUGGCUGCACGUGCACGAGAAUUUUGCUACCAAAGAGAUAGCUCUGAAAAGUGAGGACGUGCGGAAGCGGAUACAAGUGCUGGUCCGCGAGUCGAGGGGCAGCGAGUGGCGGGUAGAGCUCGAGCAUGUUGAACGAGUAAAGACCUACGCCCCGGGCGUGAUGCAUUGCGUUCUCGACAUAUGCGUGAUACCAACGGAGAGUAGAGAAACAACUGGUCACUAA